Molecule: messenger RNA, 676 nt
Organism: Capsicum annuum
Lineage: Eukaryota; Viridiplantae; Streptophyta; Magnoliopsida; Solanales; Solanaceae
Exons: 2
Coding region: 250-645 (131 amino acids)
Source: RefSeq, a predicted model, not a curated record
UGGGAGAGUGAUGGUCAUUUAUAGCAACCUCCUCCAUUUUCAAGUGAAAUUUGAAAAAAAAAACUUAAACAAUGUGAAAGGAUAAAGUGAAAGUGAUGAUAACCUUCUUUUUGCAUCGUUCUUUUGCAGUAUGGGUUAGCGGAGGACAUGUCAAAAAUAGGGGGAGUUGUUAAUACUAAAGAGAUUUCUCCUAAUAAGUUGUACAACCAGGCUGCGAUUUACAUUGGAACUUUGAUUUGAUGAGAAACAAUGAACUUUCAGCGUUUUAAGAAGGGACUGAGUUACGUUAUAAAGGAAAUUUCACCUCAUCCUCUUAGAUUUGUAAGUUCAUGCAAUUUAAGAAGCAAACAUGUAGUUGAUAUGAAGCCUUAUUGCUCCGAGUUUUACUAUCCUGAAACAUUAAGGAAGACAUAUGAAGAAGAAUCGAUGUUUUCAAUGUCCGAUAAGAAGGACUGGAUUAUGCCACAAGAAGUUAUGGAUGAAGUUGUGUUACCACCAAAAUACAAAUGUUUACCUAAAAGGCCAAAGAAAACCAGGCAAAAGAAAUCAAGUGAAACAAUGACAUCGAGCAGUAAUUAUUGCGGGAGAUGUGGUUAUGAAGGUCACAACAGGCGUACUUGCAACUUCUUUCCAAAGGACGAGUGACAAUGUAGUUGACUGAUGAAUAGUGAUGAAU